AUGACUACCAGCAGAAAACGCCAGAAAGUCCAGGAGCCUAGCUUCCGGUACACCCAGGGCCCUUUAGAUGAUGAAUUUGGCCAACACGGUGCAUUUCCCCUCAACAAUAUCGAUAGCGAUGACCUGGUGUAUCGCUACUUGAUGUCUGUCCGAGAAGAGGCCAGAGCAGAUAGGCUGUUCCACUACGUGGAGAGAACCAAAAAGGAGAGUCACAGCGCGUCUUCUCAGGAGGAGCAAAUUGUGCCACAGGAAAAAGUGGAUGAGUUCAUGGGUAGCUUUAAGGUUCUGCAAGAGGCCAGAGAAAUCCGGUUAGAGCGCUCCGAGUUCGAUUACAACUGCUUUAUACCCAACUCAGCAGCUCAAUGGAGGAAGAAAGUGUUUUCGGAGCAGCCUGACGCAAACUUUCUCGAGAUUCUAGACCAUACAACCAUCGUCAAGCUCAUAGUGUAUUACACAAAGUGGCUACUGAUGAGCAUGCCUGAUGAAUUAGGCAAGUGGAUCUUUAUAACCUUUGUUCGGCUAGAUCGUGAUCUUGAGCACAGGGAAAUGGCCAUCGUCCGUGACUUGGCCAAGAAAGCAACCAAAAUACGAUCCAAGCUAGACGAACUGUCGGACGUGUCUCCGGUCACAGAGCAUAUCAUUGAUAUGAUACUAUCCAUAGUUACCAUGCAUUUCGGUCAGCGUGAUCUCUUAAUGAAGAGAACUUAG
Messenger RNA from Candidozyma duobushaemuli, 708 nucleotides. RefSeq lists its product as uncharacterized. Gene Ontology annotation, cellular component: nucleus; SMN complex. The transcript has a single exon. Bases 1 to 708 code for a protein of 235 amino acids. Gene Ontology annotation, biological process: spliceosomal snRNP assembly. The record is from RefSeq and is a predicted model, not a curated record. NCBI's taxonomy places the organism in Eukaryota, Fungi, Ascomycota, Pichiomycetes, Serinales, Metschnikowiaceae.